AUGCCACGAAUCUACAGACCUACCGUUGGCGUCGGACUCCCAAUGGCUCACGUUGCUGUACUAUCUUCUCCCGCGGUCAAAGCCUUCUUCAAGAACGCCGAUAUUCCACAACGAUUCAGCAAGGUCACCAACUGCUUCUGUGCUGCAAUGAAUCCAGAUGAAUUGAGAUCAGAUAUGUCAGGUGAUGAAAAGACGACAAGGUACCCGAUAAUCUGGGAUUCCGGUGCAACAACUUCGAUCUCACCUUACAAGGACGAUUUUGUGGGAAAGCUUGAGCCAGCACCUCUUGGACUCAAGCUUCGCGGAAUCGCUAGCGGCCUGAAAAUCGAAGGGAUUGGACAUGUUGCACGGUCAGUGGUUGACACAACUGGCAUGUUACGAACAAUCAAGGUGCCUGCCCUAUACGUACCCUCUGCCACAGCUCGAUUGCUCAGUACUUCAAGUUUGCUCCAGACAUACACCGAUGAGUCCAUCUCAAUGAACGCUGAUCAUCUACAGUUGUCAGGAUCAGACAAAACAAAUCCAGUACAUGUUGACCACGACCCUUCAACAAACUUGCCAACAUCGCUUGCCUACUCCCAUGGAACCACUCCUAACCGAUUUGAUGCAUUCGCCAGCAUCAUCACGUCCACCUUGGAGUCAAACCACAACCUCAGUCCUGCAGAGAAAGAACACCUAAGAUGGCACCAUCGGCUCGGCCAUCUCAACUUCAGUCAGAUCCAAUUUCUACUCCGCACAGGUGUAUUGGCGUAUUCAGAGUCCGCUCGACGAUUGCAAGCUGCAGCAUCUCGGAUCACAACAUACCCACUUUGCCCAGCUUGUCAAUUUGGAAAACAACGUCGUCGACCGUCUCCUGGAAAGACUUCUCGAGUCCCCUCAUCUCCGCCGCAGCCAACGCCUCCACCGGCUCACAAACCGCAGCCCACACCAACUUCCAAACCUGCACCCCUGCCAUCAGCCACACGCACAUCUCGCCGAUCCAACAAAGCUCAACCUCCAAAACGCUUUGGAUACAAUGGACGUGGACCCGCAGGAUACAACGCACCUCUAAAAUCGCAAAGUCCAGAAACCAACAACUUCUACACUUACUUUUCAGCAUACUUCAACCAUUCGAACAUUGACCUGGAACACUCCCAUGACUGCAGCUUCAUUCCAAGCUCGUACAAAGCGAGAGCAACCAAGGACCCAGACGUUUUCACUUACAAUGAAGCGGUCAACGGUCCCAACAGCGAAAAGUGGACUGCAGCAGCAAAGAAGGAAAUUGAAGAACUUGAAGGAAAACUCACCUGGAUUGAAGUCCCAAUGUCGAAAGCGAAGACCAAGAUCAUUCCUGGAACUUGGGUCUUUCGUGUCAAGAGAAAUCCAAGCGGAGAAAUGACCAAAUUCAAGGCAAGAUACUGUGUGAGAGGAGACCUGGAAGAAAUGGAUGUUGACGAAAACACGUUUGCACCUACCGUUGCAUGGAGUACUGUCCGUCUGUUUCUUGUCCUUUGCUUGAUCCUUGGAUGGGCCACCAUCUCGGUUGACUUCAGCAAUGCAUUCGUACAAUCCAAACUGGACAAACCAAAAUGGGUACACUUACCUCGAGGAUUCGUCUCUCCAAAGGGCAAAGAUCAUGCCUUUCUUGUACAAAAGACACGGAUCAAAAUCAGAUUGUUUGAAUCCACACUUGGUGAAUCCUUCCACGGCGGUCUUAUUCCAUAG
Cylindrotheca closterium is the source of this 1704-nucleotide messenger RNA. Lineage: Eukaryota; Bacillariophyta; Bacillariophyceae; Bacillariales; Bacillariaceae. The record is from the annotation of a GenBank genome assembly.